AUGUGGUGGAGAAUGCAGGCACCCAACGUGGUGAAGAGCAUCGAGCCCCCAGCAAAUGAGCUUCCCAGUUAUGGCUGGCAGUUGCUGCCCCAGUUGUACACUCUCUGCAAGGAGCAGCACUUCUGUGACUGCACCAUCCUCACUGGGAAUGUGCAUUUUAGAGUACACAAGGUGGUUUUGGCUCCUGCCAGCCUGCUGUUUAAAUCUGUGUUGGACAGCACAGACACCAUCUCCAUUCAUGCUUCUGUGGUAACACGUGAGGAGCUUCCACUCUUACUUGAGAUUAUGUACAGUGGCAAAUUCUCACUGAGGAAACACAAUUUCACCAAAGUUAUUUCUGUGGCAGAUAGUCUGCAGAUGUUUGAUGUGGCUGUUAGUUGCAAAAACCUCCUCAGGGAUCUCAUAAGUUGUUCUGCUCAGGACCAGGUAGUAAAAGGAGUCCUCAGCCAGGAAGCAGAUUCAUCUGGAAACCAAGCUGAAGCUAAUUACCUGCUUCAGUCUGGAAGACCUGAUGAAGAAAAAACAUUUAUCAUCCUCACUCAGAGAGUUUCUCCUUUCCCCGUAGAAGCAGAAAUGGGAGCAGGUGUUUCUCCUCCUGGCCAGGAACUUACUGUGAAUCAUGCCUGGGUUCAUCCGGACACAGUGUCGAAUGACUCCAGGUCCCUCCAGGAGGAUUCAGGCUCUGGCCCUGACCAGCCUGCCCAUGCUGAGGGGAGUGGCUAUAUGGAAGAGGAGCUUGCUGAGCUGCCAGAGGGGAAAGGGCGAUUGAGGGAUUUAGCAGCAGAGAGCAAAAGCUAUAAAAUGGAUUUAUUUUUUUGAUCUGAAAAUGUUUUCUCUGAGGCUCUCUCUGAUGCCCAGGCUGUGCUGAAAAGACUCAAAGAGUGCAGAGAAAUUGAUGCCUCUCAAAAGGAGGCUCUGGCUGCCUGUGUGGCCAAGGCAGAGGAACAUUCAGUGUUCAAGAAGCUGCUGUGCAAAGUUAAGGAUGCUUACACCCAGGAUAGUGACACUUGACAUGCUCAGCCCCUGGACACUCAGACCCUUGUGUCUUUUCUGAAGCUGUCUCAAGACACAAAUCCUGAGCUGAGGGUGGCUUUGCUGGAGAGGGAACAGGGCAGCAGAGAAGCCCCACAGCAAGCAGAGAGCAUAGCCGAUGAAGAGACGCUGACCGCUUGCUUGCUGUGCUGCAGGGAGGAGCUGAUCCAGAGCAUGACACAGCUGAGCCCCGUCAUAGAGUUGGAGGCAGUAGAAGAGGGAUUCCUGACUGCCUCUGAGAAGCGGGUAGCUUUGGAUUGCUGUGAAGGCAGCUCUCAGAGGGAAACUAUGGACAAUCUGAUCAGGAAGGUGGAUGAAGAGAAAACCCUUAAAGUGAAACUUCUGGAGGCUGUGAAAGCAUCCUUCCCUGGACUCCAGCUUCUGCCAGACAUCUUGGUGGCAGGAGCAAACAUCUCUGAUGGUAAAGGCAAAUGGAGCCCAGAGGAUUAUAGGGCCAAAGUGUUGUGACAACACCGAGAGAACUUUGUGGAGCUCCUGACAGACACCCAGGUGCUGCUGCAGGGCAUCUCUGCUGCAUGGAGCCUGACUCCUGCGGAGAGAGAUAUGCACAGGCUCCUGCACUUGUCUGCAGCAGGAGGUGGUGGUUUCACUUGCCUUGUGUUGGCAGUGCUGGAGCAGCAGUCCAUGUCUGUCUCUGCUGCUUGGCAGCUGCUGAUGGCUGUGCAGGAAUCUGCAUCCCCGAAACUGUUCAUGAAGGAUAUCUAGAAACAACCUACCUCAGAAUUUUUCUUCCUCACAUUGGCUAUCAGUGAGAACACAGCCAUUGAGGUCAUCCUGCAGCAUGGCAAGCUGAUUCAAGCCAUCCAGCAAAGAGAGGACCUGAAGGGCUUGGCUUUGGGGUAGGCAGGGCUCAGGGAAGCAGUGAAAGAGGUACUCAGUCCUAGUGGUCACCACCAAACCAGUAAUUGCAUAGGUCUCUUGAUUGAGGGAAGAGGGCAGAAACCUGGGAUCAAGAGAUGGAAGGUGAACAGUGAAUCCCAGUUUGAAGUUCUGGACGAAGAUAAGGACAAGGCAGGACGUGCCAGUGCCAAAGAAGCAAAGGAACCCCAAGACAAAGCUUCUUCCAAGAAGAGUUUUGUCGGCAAAGCCUGUUGUAAAGCCUGUGAUAAGGUCUUUCACUUCUACUGCCACCUGAAGGUGCACAUGAAAUGCUGUCAGGUUGCCAGAGGAAAGCAGAUCCAGUGUAAAGAGUGUGGCGAGGUCAAAUUGACAAAGAAUGAGCUGGAGAAGCAUCAGCUGGAGGUCCACGGGAUGGUGGGGAUUGCCAAGAAGAAAAAGAAGAAGAAGAGGCUCCACAUGGCAUGUGACAUCGGAAGAGAGUUUGCUCAUGCCUCAGGUUGGCAGUUGUCAGGGCUAUGUUAUCACAACAGGACCCACCACCCUGAUGUCUUUGCAGCUCAGAAUCACUGCUCCUCCAAGUUCUUCUCCCUGCGGUGCAGCUGCUGUGACAAAACCUUCACCAGCACUGCUGCUCACCAAAAGCACGUCAAGGCAGAGCACACAGAUGUGAAGUUCCACGAGUGUGAGUCAUGCAUGGAGCUGUUCCCCAUGCUGGCUCUUCUGCAGGCUCACAUGAAGUGCAGGCACUCAGCUUUCCAACCGUUGGGCUGCUCAUACUGCUUCAUAGCCUCACUCCCUGGGGCCCUGCAGAGCCACAUCACCAGCCAGCACUUCACACAAGAUAGCACCUUCAUCGGUUAGCUCUUCCCCUCCCAGGGCAAGCUGGAGGAGCACCUCAGCACUGAGCACCCCAAGGUGACCUUCUCCCAUGCCACCACUGCCCAGAUUGUACAGGCAACUCAGACAUCGGAGCAAGAAGCAGCAGAGCACAUAAUCUCUUUCAAUGAUGCCAAACUUGUGAUGUUGCCCAAAUCCCAAGUGAGACAAACUGGCUCUGAGGUAGUGACAGUGACUGUGGAGAGUUUGUUUGAUGAAGUCACUCUGCUGUGUGAAGAAAUCAAGUGAGGAGCAGGGGAGGUUGCCUGUGCCUGGCACCUGGUAUCCACUAGGCUUAUUCAGGAGCUCAGUGUGCUGCUCCACCUGGAAGAUUUGGGGCUUCUUUGGGAAAGCAAUCCCAGGCAUGCAGCAAGCACAGCAUAACCACACACAGGGGAGUUCAUAGACAUUUACUGCCUGAGAAGUCUCCCUGCAGUCAGCUGCUGGUAGAACACUCGUCUCUUCCAACACAUGAGAAAUAAAGCAGCAGAGGAAAAGAUGGGAAUCAGGUGUGAUCCUCCACUGCUGUGAACAGAGAGCAGAGGACUGGUACAGGACAAAGCUGGGACUUAUGGAUACGGGAAACAAAAAAACCAAAAAAACUGUCCUGAGAAUUUAGGUUGGAGAUUUUUAUGGCUGAAUCAGUGAUGUGCUCACAGGUAUCUUCUUCUGCAAGGUGUAUGGGCUACUUUGUUCCUUCUGCUCUCACCUGUAUUGUUGUGCAGCUGGAGAACUUUUCCAAAGAAAACAGAGCACAGAGCUGAGGAGCUGACCUUUGGGCCUCUCUUCUCCAGUAGAGACUUUCUGGGAGUUGUGCUAAAUUACUUCAUCACUUUUUGGAUGGCACCUUAUGCCACACAGCUCAGCGGGUCCAGUGAGACAUUGCUUAGAGUGGAGCUGCCCCAUCUGUUGAUCCUUAAUGCUGUGCUAACAUCACCUUGGUUUAGUACAUUGCACUUCAGACCUGAAGUUGUUUCUUUUGUCUCUGAGCAUGUCCUACCAGCUCUGUCCUUAUGUGAUUUGGACCCAGCUCUGGAAGUAUCAAGCGAUGAGUCUCUCUGUCCUGUCCCUCUGUCCCUCUUGUCCUGGUGAUGUUCAUCUGACCAUGCAAGUUCCAUGAGUAUUCAUACAUCCAGCUGGAUAGCAGCCCCAUUGCAAUGCUGGGGCCUCCCACGAGAUCUGUCUAUCGCAAAAAUCAUGGGCGACCCCAGGCCCCGGACGAGGGGAGAGAAAAAUGACGAGGCAUCUGACUCCAUCUUCAGAAGGCUGAUGAAGUACUUUAUUCUAUAAAUAUACAGUUGAAUCUGCCAUGCACUCACAAGCUCAACUGCACUCAUCCAUGACUCUUGCUGACUGUCUGCCCCGACAUUGCCAGCAGACAAUCUCGACACAGACACACUCUUGGCCUUGAUUGGCCAAGGGAAGAAAACAUCCUCACUUUGGAGAAUGUGAAUCCCAGCUAUAUUCCUGGGAAAAGCUGUGUCUUGCUUUUCUCCCUGAGGAGAAAUGUGGCAACAUCUGCCCUUUCUGGUUCUCUUCAAACUGUUGUCGCCAGGACUUUUCCAGCUCUAGUAUGGUGUCUGGUCCUGGGUGCAGGACAUUCCCACUCUGGGCUGUCCUCAAUUGGAGUGGACAAAACUCUCCUGGUACCAAGGUGAGCAGUCCGGUACUGUUCACUUCAAAACCCCAGUGCUCAUCCAAGCUGUAAAUGCUCCAGCCACUGUUAUUUCUACCAGGAACCACAUCAGGGAUUAGCUCGAAUUUCUUUCUUUUAGCAAUCACAGAAUCCCAAAGAGAUUUGGUUUGGAAAGACCUUGAAGCUCAUCCCAUUCUACCCCCUGUGUUCACCUUCCACUAUCCCAUGUUGUUCUAAGCCCUGUCCACUGACACUUCCAGGGAUGGGGCAGCCACAGUUGCUCUGGCAACCUGUGCCAGGGCUUCACCAGCCUCCCAGGGAAGAAUUUCUUCCUAAUAAUAUAAAUUUUCUGUCUCAGUUUAAAGCUAUUCCCCCUUGUCCUAUCACUACAUGCCCUUGUAACAAGUCCAUCAUGCUGCCCAGAGCAGCCUGCUGACUCACUGCUGGUCACAAAACUGAGUUGCAAAACCCACCCACUUGUGUCCCACCACUGCUGUGGUGCUUCUGCCUGCACUUCCUCUGGGUAAAUCCAGUCCACAUGCAAAAUUUUCUCUCCAGCAGGGUGCACAGAGGCAUGUGAAUUUCUAAUGACAGCUGAGAUUUGUGAGUAUUGACUUCAUUAUUCAGUGAUUAAAAUAUUCCAGCUUCAUUGUGACACAGGGGUGCAUUAAUGAUUUAUAGUAUUGCAUUUUGAUUUGACACCUUAGCAACGUUUAAAAGUGGAUUGUGCCAUGGAUUCUUCUGAAAUCUGGAAAUUAGAUCUUAAAAUUUAGCAGUUCAUUGACUUGAAAGGUGGACUGGACACACCAGAGUGGUAUGGUGGCACCAACUGCCUGAGGGAGUGGCACUGGCUGGGGGACACAGCAUCCAUUUCCACACAUGACAUGGGGCUGGUGCCUGGCGUGGCUGUGCUGAUUCUCUGUCAUUCUUGAGGGACUUUUUUCAGAAUUUUAUGUCUUUUAUAAAGUGAUGGGGUGCUGGAAGUACACAGACUUCCAAGAGUAUUUCUGGGCCAUGACACUUCUCUCCAUGCCUCUGUCCCACCUUUCCAUGGGACAGAGCCCUGUGACCAUCUGCCCCAGCAGAACACCCCAGCCCUUCUUGCUCCUCUAGUGAAGAAGGCCGAGAAUGAGACACAGCCACUUAUGCCUUUGCUGUCCCUGCAGGGAGUCCAUCACUGAGUGUCCCUGGCCACCUUCUGCCUUACCUGUUAUUAUCAGCAAAUGCUUUGAGACCUGCUUGUACAGUCUCUUCUACACAGUGGGGGUCCUCAUCAAUCACUUCAUCUCUUACCACUGCUCUUAGCAGACUCCUGGGGUUGUGUCUUUUCCUCUUGCCUGUGUCCUGAGAAGAGCAGGAGGGAUAAUUUCAGAGGUACAGAUCAGAGGAGGGAUGUUUCAUUUCAGACAUCCCCGUCAUAGAAUUUCCCCCUUGAACUGAUGCCUGCAGCAGCCUCAGCCCCUGGGGACCUCCAGGCCCCUUUUGGGAGUUUCAUCUUAUCCCCUUUUAUCUCCACUCCUUCCUAUCCCGAUUACCUGUUUGUUUAAGGUGCUGCAAACUUCACUUGAUAAGUUUACCUAAUUGCUUCACUUAAGUUAAUUACUUCUUGGCUGAACAAGAAAGCAACAUAAUUGAUGUCAAAGCAUAUUUGUCAGUUUCAUUAAUGUCCCUGUCCCUGGGCGUGGGAGAACUUGGGCCUCUACCACCACAGCACCCUUCCUUGACCAGGCAGCAUCCUGCUCCCCACGGCUCCCGAAGGCUGUAGGAGAGUGGAGAUGGAUGCUGCACCUCAGGCAGCCCUGCUAUACCUGUGUGCCCUCAUGGGCAGGUUACAGUGUGCUGGUGAUGCUGCCUCCUGUCCUCAGUUCUUGCCAGAUCCUAGGAACAGGCUGCAGUUUUGAGGCACUCUCGGUAAAUCCCAUUAUCCUGCACUGCCUGUCUGAUGCAUAGGCAGGGGUGGUGGGGGCAGGGAGGCUGCCCAGAGCACAACUAAUGAACCCCAUUACAGGCAGCAGACACCUCUGGCAUUAACCUGUUGUGGGUAAAGGGAUGAUCCUCAUGGAUCCAGCCUGCCUGACAUGGGGAGCAGCAUCAUGGGGACACCCUUGGCCAGAUUCAGAGCAGACCUUGCACAAGGUUAAACCCUACUCUGGUCCCUACUCUGGUUGCAUGCAGGCUGGGUUUGGGCCAGGAUACUGUCUCAAGUAUACUGUCUCAAGUAUGACUUCCCUGAGUCCUAGCUGUUCACUGGGAGUUAGGAGAGCUGACAAGAUGCUGAGCUGAGGUCUUUGCUGCUAAAUGAGGCUGGCAGUGAUUGUCAGGGAGUUUGUGUCUGCUUAUUUUUUUUGGAGGGUUCUUAUUUUUGUUCCCUUUGCAUGUGAAAGGAUUUGAGGCAGUAGGUUAGCUCAUAAAAAGGUUUCCCUGGGAGCAGCUGCCUGCUGGAUUUGAGGUGAAUGCCCUGGAGAAAACGCCUCCCACUCCAGUGAAAUCUUCCUCCCGUGACCUGCACUGGGAGGUGAACUUUUGUGCGAAAGAAAGAUAAUCCCCUUCGCUCACCGGGACUGAAGGCGCUGUGAUAAAAGCUUUCUUCAAGAUCAAAGACAUAUGCUUUUCUUUUUUUUCCCCAAACUACUACCUCAAACAAAAAGUUUGGUUUAUGCUGGAUUGAAGCUCAGAGUGGUGACAGCUCCAGAGCUCAUCUUCCUGGCUGGUCAGUGCCAGUGGGGAUCAGGACAGUGUGGGGAUGGAGGGCAUUGGGACCAUUAUCCCAGCACAAAGAGGGUUUAGGGGCUCAGCUCCAUUUCCCAGUGCACAAAACCACUCAGGGUUCAGGUUCCCUUUCAGUUGGAGGGAUUAUCAGGCAGCUGGAGCAGCCAGGGAGGGGGGGAGCCUGGGGAAUGGUUUGUGUUUGAUCUUGCUCAGCAGUUUCAUCUGUGCGAGUGUCCAACAGGAGCUGUGCUUGGGGGUCCAGGAAACCUUCUGUGCUGGAGGUGACAUAAAGGGCUGGGGCUGCUCCCAGGGUGAGCUGGGUAAUGGAGGGUGUUGUGCUGGUUUGCACUUAAAAAGUCAGAAGAUGGGCUUCCAAAACUGUGGGCUCAGCUACAAAUUGCAGGGUUGUUUCUUCAUUAUCGGAGCCCCAGUGCUGGGACCUUUUUCAUUGCUUUCUGCCCAGCUGCAGAUAUUUCCCUGCAGCCAGCCAGGCUGGUAUCCAGUAAAAGUCCACCCAAAGUGUCUCUUCUCAGCGUGCUCAAUGUCUUGUAUCAAUAUCUGUGUCGUCAGGACUUUCCAUUCUCUGGAAUAGCCUGCAACUGAGGAUAACUUGUGUGGUAGGGUGUAUCACAGAACACCCAACUGCAGGACUUCCCAUGUCAUGGGACACCCCCAACACAUAUACUCCAUAUCCCCAGACACCCUUUGGUGUAAGACACCCCAUGCCCCAUCCUGCAGAACAGAAGAGCAGCUACAGCAUGAGAAGCUUGAUUACCAGGAUCACGUGUUUCAGUCAGUGAAAUAAGUCCUACAUAACCCCACUUUCACCCAGCGCUGAUUUUCACAUCACAGCCAUGCAAAAUGGCAGAGGUUCUCUCUCUUCCACUGCUAUAUCCUCUCCAUGUUUAGCCCUUAGUGAAAUGAAGGAUCACAGGCCGAACUAUGUGCUCAGGAUAACUCCUCUGAAGCUAAUGGUCCCUCAUUUCAGACCUAGGCUCAGCAAACCUGGUCUCAGGGGAAAAAAAAUCUCACCAGGGAUGAAAUUAAUUCUGUUGCAUGCAACACAUUUUGCAUGGAGAUAAAGUUCCCUCUGUGUGGCUUCUGCAGGGCCUGGUCCCCUUGCUGUCCCCAGGCACUGCUGGGCAUGCAGCCCAGAGCCCAGAUCCAGCUCUGCUGCACCUCAAGUGCAGCAAAGUCUGUGUCCCAACUGUGCUGAGCCAGGGACAUCAGAUGAUGUUUUCCAGCUUGUUCUGGUGAAAAUCUAGCAAUCCACAGGUCAGGGCAUUGGAAAAGACUUACUUGCCUUAUGCUGUUAGUAUUUAGAGAAUUUUCUCUCCAGCAUCCUCCAGCUGGCUUAGACACAGCUGUCUCACCAGAUCAGCACUAGGCUAGGAGAAGAUCCUCCCUGACAGGACCAAAGAGCCAGGAAGGGUGGACCAGCAGCUGUAUUGCUGAUAGGAUGCCACCACCUGCAGCUUGAAACCUCCUUACCUUAUGCUCCUCCUGCACAACCUUCCCCUGCACCCACAUGCAGAUGCCAGCUUGGAUGUGUGAACAUCCAAGAUUGAAAUGAGAAAGCAGGAAGCCCAGGGGGCUGGCUGGGUUUGGGAUCUCAUGACCCAAACAGAGAGAAGGGGUUAACCCACACAGAUUUGGGAAAGGGGGAUGUUUUCCUUGAGGAGCCUAAUGAGACUGUGGCCAUAUCAUAGGCUGCUGCCAACAAAUAUGUAUUGAGAGGCUGAGAUAGAGAUUGCUCCUGAUUCCUGCUGGGAAUCCUCAGAACAGAGUGGAAAAUCAGUACAACAUCCUACAUCCCUCCAGAGACAGGACUGACAUGGACAUCUGGUCCCACUGAGGGGUUGCAGGGCUCUACCUUGCAGUUUUAAGGUCUGUCUUUAAUUAAAGAAGAGCAGCUGAGCUGGGAUAGUUCCCAAGUCUUGAGGAGGACUUCCCUUCCCUGGAAAGAAGAUGCAGGAAGUUUUUGAUGUGGGAAGGGGCUUUCCCUGAGGCUUUGGCCAACACCAAAUUCUUCUGCUGUGUCUGUGGGGUGGAGCAACAUCACACUCCAUUCUUGUGGCUGUCAAGGACGUGGACACGAGCCUCACAGAAGUCAGGGGACAGGUGGAUAAAGGAGAGGGGCACAACCCAGACCUUUUCAUAGGAAAGCUGUCCUUUUCGUUAGAGUCAAAGCUGCACUGUCAAAGGGGUUGUUCUGGACACUGGGGACUGGCAGCGCGGUGGCUGAUGGAAGUGCACUCUCACUGGGUAAUCCAAGAACUCUAAUGAUCUGCCUUUGAUCUCCUAUUCAACAGGGAGAUUUAUUACAGCUUUCAUUUCAAGUCAGAACUGAUGAAUUUCAGUGGACCUGUCAAGUGGCUACAAUCUGGAGGCAUUUAUCAUUCAGGAGGAAGAAACCAUCUCCUCUCUUUGUCUCUUAAAAUGAUGGGGGGAGACAUGGUACCCAGGCAGCGAGUGUCAAAUGAUGCCUGCUGCAUGACAGCAAAGUUUGCCUUGCUCAGGGCAGGCUCUCUGCUCCAGCUGUGGACCAGCAGCUGCUUUAGGGGUUUUUCUGCUCUGGCACAAAGUUAAUCUGCUAAUUACAUGUUGCUUUCCCUCUUCCCUGCUUCUGCAGUCCCCCAGAGGGACUGAGAUCCAGUAUCACAGGCUCCCAGGGCCAUUUCCCUGCAGCUGAGGAUCCUCUGGAUCUGGAAGAUGCCUCUGCUUCCAGCAGAAUGUGACCUGGAAACCUGGUGUCAAAAACUGUCUUUUAGAUUGUGCAGAGGACCUCAGUUGCAUUUAAACGAUUUUCUGCAGUUUAAUUAGAAUCUACACAUUUUGAUUCUGGGUGCUUAUAGGUCCUGGGGGGAGCCCAUUCCAGACUUUUCAUGUAAGUGCAGUUUACCUGUCCCAUCUAACUCUAUUUUCUCUCAACACUCCCCUGCUGAUGCAGGUCUGCAGCUGCAGACCCCUUAGAGGAGCUCCAGGAAUGCAUGUGCCAUCCUGCAGCAGGGGAAAAGCUAGGGCUCUUUGCUGAGUAAUGCCAAAUUUGUCAUUCCUAAGGGCCACAGAAAGGCUCUUAGGCACUAUUUGCAGCCUCUUCUCAGGCUGCUCCUUGUCAGGCUGCUCCUGGGCCACUCUUGAUGGUGUUGCUGCUGGUCUCUCUCCACAUCGCGUGGCUGCAAUGGCAGGAGCGUGUUUCUGUUACAUGUUGGCACUGGUUUGGGAUUUGCACUGAGAGAUGCAGUCCAACUAUAUCUGCAGCUAUUUCUCCCAGUCUCCAGAACUAGUACCAUUGCUUUGGUUCAUCCUCUACCACCUCCUGUCCCCAUCUCUCCCUUUGAGGAAGAGGCUUUCCCCUGGUCAGAGGCUGCACCUUUUUAAGGCUCUGUCUCAGUGCAGCAAUGAGUGUCCCAGGAGCACCACACAGGUGAACACAGCAUCCAUGUAGCUCCUGUCUCAGCCUACUCUUCCAAACCCGGAACCGUAAUUCAGGGGCACAUGGCAGAGUUAUAGCCUACACGGAAUGCUGAUGCUGCAGCACAUCGCUGUCAGAAUGGCAAAAGGACGCAUUGAAACAUGGAGAUCUCUUGGUUAUUACUGUGUGCCCACCUGCUUGCAAGGACUUAGGCGACUCUAUUAUCAGUGGCCUGUGGAGAGUGGGACAGGAGACUUUGUCAUUCAGUUAACAGGUGAUGCUGCACACUCAAACCCCAGAACACAGACAUCAUUACUGGAACUCUGUUAAAGCUAAACUUGUUUUUUCAGUGAGCUAUAGAUUUUGACAGGAUUGUUUAUUGGAGAGAUGCAAGGCUAGGUGUGUGGAGGUAAUGUCUUUCCACAUGCUGUUCGCAUUACAUAAUUUCUUGCUUUGAGGCUGCUUAGCAAGGUCUAAAUUCUUCAACAGAAUUGCAUGAUUGGUAAAACUUGCCAUGUGGGAUGAAUACUGCCUUUUCAGGAAUUUUGAUUUAAAAGUCUGAUUGCACUGAAUUAAUACCAAUCCUUUGCUAAGUUAUAAUGAUGUUAGCUGUUACCAUGAAAAUUAGAAAUUUGUAUACCUGGAAAAAUAUUUGCAAGUUGAUACACUCAGAGGCACAUUUAUCACUAUGUGGCUAAUGUUUUAGUUUGUGGACAGGAAGAUUCAUAUUUGUAAGAUAUUGUGGCUCCUUAGAAAAUUCAGUAGAUGCCUCCUUGGAAAUAUUUCAGGUGGAUAUUAAUGGAACACAAUGUUAUGCCACAGCAAUUAAUGCCACUCAUAAAUCAGGAUUCCUUUGCUCACUUGAAGGCAAACCCUGAGUGUUACCUGCAGAAGCUAUUAGAAAAUUCAAUAUAAUUAGCUCAUGACUCUCCACUGUAAAGGCAGGCAGAAUUGUGCUGGCUUCACCUGUUUGCUUGCUUUUUACCUCACAGCUUUGAUAAAGUAAUUUUAUUGUGAAUCUUUUGCCAUGAAGACACAUGUGACAGCAUUUCGGUUAGGUACAGCUAUGAUUCAAACAUAGUUAUUCUUCCUUGCCACUUAUAAAUUGAAAUUGGACUUGAUAUUAAAACAGUUUAAAUUGAUGGACCACAAGUACAGUAAAUAGUAGCUCACUCCUUUAGAAUAAUCUGAAACCACAACUUUGUAGUAGUUUAGUUCCACAUGUCAGUCUUAUACACCCACUGACCUAACCGAGUUACAUGUGCAAAACUCAUGGCAGUAUUAUAUUGGCCCUUGAUGCUUUAUCCCUAAAUAUUUAUAUCUCAUUACCUUUAAUAGUCCAAAAUCUAUAGUACAGACAAUCUUAAAAAGCUGUCUUACAUCUCGGAACUGAACAGAUUUGAAGAACAAUUUGCCAAGAUAUACACUCUUGUCAUUUUUCUGAGUAAAGCUGCACCUGAAUAAACCCUGGCAAACUUACACCAGAAAAGUCCUGACUAUGAACAAGUAUUUUCAAUAAUAUUUGCACUUACCAUGAGCUAUUCUCAAAACUAAAUUAUAUACAAUCACAACGCAUUUGCCACACCUUUAUAAUCUCUCCAGUUGCUCCUAUUUCAGUUACAAAUCAGUUGUUUGCCUGCAUAUUGUUCAUUGAUGCUUAACUGUUGUAUGACAAAUUUUCAACAGCUUUCUUGUAGCGUGGAGUCAAAAUGAGUUAAAUUCUUUUGUAUCUGAAACUUUUAAAGGAACAUUCUCAACUCUGACUUUAGUUUUGUUAAAUUUAAGUGAUGUUAAUUUUCAGUUCUGUUAUGUUUCAGUGAUGUUGAGGUUAAUUUUUGUUAAGUUUAAAUGCUGUGAAAUUCAAAUGAUGUUAAGUUUAAGUUCUGUUAAAUGUAAAUGAUGUUAGGUUUAUGUUCUGUUAAGGUUAAUUUCUAUCAAGUUUAAGUGAAGUUAUGUGUUGCUCAGUUUAAGUCUGUUAUUUUAAGCUCUCUUAAGUUUAAAUUCUAUUAAGGUUAAUUUCUGUUCAGUUUCAGUAAUGUUAACUUUGAGUUUUGUUAGGGGUACUUUUUGUUAUGUUUGGGUGACGUUAGGUUUGAGUGACAUUAAGUUUAAGAUCUGUUGAAAUAUGCUCAUUUAAAUUACAAGAUACAGUUCUUUCAUUAUAGAGAUAAGAUGGAACUGACUGAAACAAUUAUGAUAAAAAUUUGGUAAGCAACUGUUUAAGAAUAUAAGAUACUAAGUUGUGUAAAAAUAUGUGAGGAUGCAGUUUAUUAGAUCCUUAAUUUCAAAGGGCUGUUUAAUCUUCCAUAGGUAGCACAGAGGAAUGAGUAACAAUUCCAAAUUAUGGCUGUUAUUAAUUAGAGAUGCUGCUCUGAAGAUUUGCACAUACAGAACCUGUGGAGGCCAGAAAUCCGGCCAAGGAAAAGCCCUCUGUACUCCCUUGGAGGACCGACCCCUAAGCCACAACCCUGUGGUUAUGGUGAGCAAAAAGAGCAUCCCCAGAACUCUUUGGUUUUUUUGUUGAUUCCUUGUAUCCCAUUAGCCCUUCCCCCUUUCUCCACCCCUGUGCCCUCAUCCCAUUGGCCUUGGUGUUCUGUCCCACUCCUCGAGAUCCCUAUAUAAACCCCUGCUUUCCCUGCCUGAGUGGCUCUUUUGUCCUUGGAUCCCUUUGAAGAAGAAGGUCAAUAAAAGCUCUCCUUGGAACAUCACACCAUAUCCCUGUCUCUCCUUCUGCAUCACCCAGAUCACAGAGGAGCUGAAAUCACCUGCUGUGAGCACAAGACAUGCCUGUGCCCCCAAGGUGUCUUUUCCAAGACACUUCUUAAAGAAGGUUGUGGCACUCUGAACAACGCCCGCCAUGACAGAACCAAUUUCUAGAAGUUUUACAUAAGGAUCCACAAUUGGGUGUGCAAUGGCAAGGCCUAGCUGAUUUACUAACCUAGGGGAGAAGGUAGGCACGUGUUUUUAUUGCCAACAGGUCUGAAGUGGUUAGUUACCUGCUUGUCUGGACAAACAUCAAUCGCCUCUGAGGAGAUGAGGCCCAGUGAGAGGAGAAAUGACCUAAUCACAAUCCAGCCCUCGAAGCCAAUGCAGGAGCAGGGGUAGGACUGCCAGAAAAUGGCUGUGUCUGGAAGCUUAUCAAGGCAGCCUGCUAACAGAGGUCUUGUGUCCCACUGCACCCACCAUCAAGUUACUGUGUUCCUGCUGGCCUUCUUCAGUUAUUCCCUGUUCCAUGCUUCUAGAAAGACAUUCCGUAAUGUCUAGCUAAUGGACAUUUCUAGCUAAUGGACUUCCUCCUACCUAAACAGCACGGCCUCUGAGCUCCAGCCAUAUGAACUUUGGAAGUAGCCAUUUAUUGCCACUUUCUGGGGGCAUUGGACACCAUCUUUUUGUUUUCCUCUGCUGUGAGUCUCUUUGUCAGUGACAUGGUUAUAUUUGAUGGGUUUUUUAUUGAUUGUGAUCUGUAUUCCUUGUAUCUUAUCCUGUGUCCAGCAGAUGACCAGUAAUAGUCUUAGUAAGAGAAUGGCCUUACAGGUGCAGACUGUUUUGGCAUUAGGGUACAUGAACCCUUUGCACAAAACACAAAUGGGGAGAUGUUGCGUAUAGGCAAAACUUUACAAAAUAGGGGCAUUGUUACCCUUGUAAAAACAUGGCUCAGGCCUAAUACUUUGGCUAAGUACAAAAGGACUAUGGGAAAGUGACUCAGCUGAAUUAGAGGUAGAAAAACAAGUUAUAUAACCACUACAUGUUCACAUUGUGGUUUAUGGUGAUUAGUUGAAUUACAUUUGUUGUGCUUAAUUGGAAUACAACUGAUAAAGGCCUAACUGCUUAAAAAGGCCUGGUUUUGCAAUAAAGGGUUCUCUCUUGCACCCUCCUGGAGAGUCUGCAUCACUCUGCUGUGUAACAAUGGACCUGUUAAACUCAUGCACAGGCGAGUCAUGGGUCACUGGGCAUGGCCAGGGAACACCUUUAAAAGUUAAGGAACAAGUCUUCAAAGUUCUCCUUGCGUUACCUUUCUGUCCCUUUUCCUGGCCACAGAUCUAUCAGAACCUUUCCUCUCCGGGAAAAGCCCUGGGAAAUGAAGAAGUUGAGACUCAAGUAGCAAACCCAGCCAGUGCUCAGGAAUGCAGGUGCAUUGCUGGACUCUUAGUGUUUUAUAAGUUCUUCCCAAGCCCUGCUCCCCAUAAUCAGAUUAUGAAACCUUUGACUCGAAUGCAAACAAACAGAUCGUGUGGUGAGCCAUAAAAAUAAAGUAUCAAAAUAAAAACCCUAAACUGAGAGCAUCUUCUGUAAACAGAGCACUGUAAACACAGCAAUUUGUCUCUCUGCAAUGAUAUUUGGCGAGGUAUGAAAGAGCCCCAAGAGAUGGCAGGAAAACACAGCUGUUCUCUCCUUGCAGGAGCUGAGGAAGAAGAAGGGGGAUGGGAACACAGCAAAGCUGCGAUGGCUCCAGGGUCAGCACAGGCUCCACUGCGCUCCUGGAAUGGGAAGAGGGAUCCUCCAGAAUGGGUCAGAUUGGAGGGACUACAGUGGGUCACUGGUGCCACCUCCCUGCUUCAGUAGGGCCAUCCCAGAACACAGGGUGCAGGAUUAUGUUCACACAGCUCUGGAAUAUCCCCAGGGAGGAGACUCCACAGCCUCUCUGGUCUCUACUCAGGGCUGGGCAUUGCACAGAGAAGAAGUUCUGCCUCCUGUGCAGGGGGAAUUCCUGGGAUCAGACCCUGUCUGUGGCUCUGGUGCCAUUGCUGAGCCCUGGAAGCAGAGCUUGGGCCCUGCUCUGCCCCUCUCUGCACACAGGGACACCAGGGCUGAGGGCCCCUCUCAGCUAUGUCUCCUCUCGAGACUGAGCAGCCCCAGCUCCCUCAGUCUUUCCUGGGCACCCAGAUGCUCCAAGCCCUUCUUCAGCUCCGCAGCCUCUGCUGAACCUGCUCCAGGAGCUCCCUGUCCCUGCUGUGCUGAGGAGCCCAGAGCUGGACACAGCACUCCAGAGGUAUCUCCCAGAGCUAGGCAGAGUGGCAGGAUCACUGCCUGACCUGCUGGGAAUGCUCUUCCUGAAGGUCCCCAGGAUCCGAUUGGCUCUUUGUACCCAGGUCACUCUGCUGGGCAAGGACACCUCGUUGUCCCUGGGACCUUCUCCACAGAGCUGCUCCAGCAGAUCCCCCCCAGCCUGGGGUGGUUUUUCUCCCCAGGUGCAGGACCUGCAUUUCCCUGUUCUCUACUUUCAGUUAGUUCUUCUCUGCCCAUCAACCUGUUGAGGUCCUUAGCCCCCAUGUUUUCCUUCCAUUCUGCUCUGGCUCAUUCCUCUCUCCACAACCCAAUGCAGAGUGCUUAAACCAACACUGGGCCCUGAUUCCCAGCUCUCUGGAGUCAGUACCUCU
Motacilla alba alba is the source of this 15907-nucleotide messenger RNA. It is a transcript of the gene ZBTB40, whose product is annotated as zinc finger and BTB domain containing 40. Gene Ontology annotation, biological process: regulation of transcription by RNA polymerase II. Lineage: Eukaryota; Metazoa; Chordata; Aves; Passeriformes; Motacillidae. Gene Ontology annotation, molecular function: DNA-binding transcription factor activity, RNA polymerase II-specific; RNA polymerase II cis-regulatory region sequence-specific DNA binding; protein binding. The record is from RefSeq and is a predicted model, not a curated record. Gene Ontology annotation, cellular component: nucleus.